AUGUCUGAGAUCACGACGCCCACCGGCCUCACACCGGAGAAGAAACAAUCGAUCCCCAUAUCUGUCAAGUCCGACAGCGCUGUCACUUGGAAGUCCAUGAGCAUCCGACAGAAAUGGUCCUUCCUGACCAACAACAUCACCGUCGAGCCAAUGAUCGCGUGCUACGUGAUCCCCAGCGUGCUCUCCCAACUGGCCGUGCAGAAUCUCAUCCUCGAGAAGGCGUGUCGGGUGAACCUGGCUUACUCAGACGAGGUAUGCUCAGCUUUGUCCGCCAGGAACACCACCGGCUACGAGGCCGAGGAGACCGCGGUUCAGCAGAUGGUGGCGCGGAUGCAGACCUGGAAAACGCCGCUGCAGAGCGCCCUGCCGACGCUCCUGAUUCUGUUCAUGGGCGCCUGGAGUGAUCGCACUGGUCUGAGGAAGCCCUGCAUGCUACUGCCGAUCAUCGGCGAGUUCUUCAGUAGUAUCACCCUCAUCGCCUGCACGUAUUGGUUCAACGAGUUGCCCAUGGAAGUGGUCGUGCUGGAAGCGGUGUGGCCCGCGUUGACCGGCGGCUGGACCGCCAUGUUCAUGGGUAUCUUUAGCUACAUAGCGGAUAUCACAACCGUGGAAUCGAGAACUCUUAGGAUCGGCGCGGCCAAUGUCUUUCUAUCCUUGGGCGUACCGAUCGGUAUGGCCCUCUCGGGGAUACUGUACACGAAGCUGGGUUUCUAUGGUGUUUUCAGCAUCGCGAUGGUGUGUUACGUAAUGAGCUUUGUGUACGGCCUAGUGGUUAUCAAGGAACCGCCGAGGGAGCGCUUACGGAAAAAGUCCCUUCCGAGCGAGGACAAGCGAACUUCGUUGUGCGCCUUUGUUAUAGACUUCUUCUCGUUGAAGCAUGUCAAGGAGACGUUUCGCGUGGCGUUUAAGGAAGGGACGAACAAUCGCAAGAAAAGGGUCAUCGUACUCAUGGUCAUUGUUAUGGUUGUCAUCGGACCCCUUUAUGGCGAAAUGGCGGUUCUCUAUCUUUACAUGCGGUACCGGUACAACUGGAACGAAGUGACGUUCAGCAUGUUCUCCACGUUUGGCAUGGUAACUAAUCUGAUCGGUACCGCGAUCUCCGUUGGCAUCUUCAGUCACAUUCUCAAGAUAGACGACGCAAUCGUGGGUAUUAUGAGCUGUACGAGUAAAAUUUUAGCAAGUUUCGUUUACGCGUUCGCCAAGCACGCCUGGAUGGUCUACGUAGCCGCUAUCGUGGAGAUCGUGAACGGCACGUCUUUCAUCGCCAUGCGAUCGAUAGCCUCCAAGCUCGUGCCCACGGACGAGCUCGGUAAAGUGAAUUCGCUGUUUGGCGUAUGCGAAUCCCUGAUGCCGCUUGUUUACGGGCCAAUGUACAGCGCCAUUUACGCGGCGACCAUGGAUACAUUUCCGGGGACGUUCUUCAUCGCCGGUGGAUGCAUGACAAUGCCCGCGGUGUUUGCAUUCUUUUGGAUGUACACGCAGCAUCGAAAGGAUCGCAUGUUGAAGGAGCAGAAGGAACCUGAAGCCAUGAUGAAUCAUAAGAGCGAGGACGCGACAGAUUAUAAUUUGAAGGCAUCGAACCCUCGGAUCGUGGAGAAGAGCCCACAGAAGGCCGAGAUGAUGAACGGCAUAGACAACGCGGCCUUCGAAUCCGAGCAGUUGUGAUCUCACGAUUUACGUGAUUCUUUUUUUUUUUUUAAUACGAAGACGUACGAUACAUUAAUUAAUACCUCAUUAAAAAGGAAAAGAAUGAAAGGACUGAAGGGAUACCUUAAAGAGGCCGUUGCGAUAAAUGCUGAUCACGUUGCUGGUGAAGGCGCUAGCAAAUUUGCUUCACGAGGAGGACCUUUUACCGAAGGGGGGCCGUUUUAUUAGCAAAUGCUGAUCAAACGGUAUCUCGAAAUUUAGGAUAUAAGAAGAUUCCGGUGAAUCAUCUUUCAUCGCAUUUCGAGAAGGGGUUGAAAUUGAGAGACUUUUCAGUAUUUAGUGAAGAUGACAAUACUAAUCUAGUGAAGACGACAAUAAUAAUUUAUUAGAGGUAACGAGAAUGUGUCUCUCCAAAAUGAAGUCUAACUCUCGUUCUGGGGUUUUCAGUACUCCGUGAGAGAGAAGGAAUUAGGCAAUUCUGAAUUACAGCAUUUCUCAAAUCCUACGCAACUGCUAACUGUUAUCACCUUCAUACUGCAUCAAGGUGUAAAUAAAGCACUUUAUUGAGACUUCCUCUUUGCCAUCCAUGAUUUCACUUACUGCAGCUUGUAGAUCUUGUUUCAAGUAUUCUCAAGAUGUAGAGAUACUCCGAAUGAAGGAUAACUACCAGAUUAUUUCUAAUUUAACGUUUUUAGUGGAAAAUAGUGCCUAACAAGUGUUAAAAGAGUAUUUCUUUUUAAUAAUUUGACGACAUGUAAUUAAUGCAAUUCAUCUUAGAAAGGGCAUUAUUCCGAAGUCCUUGUUCUUCAUUGAGCACAAAAAAAAACUGAUCUGCUACAUAAAUACGUACGAAGGUCCCUCUGCAAUACCUUUCGGAAUAAACCGUUCUUCCGACGGUGAAUCAUUUAGUUAUAUGUAAUAUAUAUUAUAAAUAUGUAACAUACGUAUAAUUUCUUGCAAAUUGUAAUUUCUUGCAAAUCUCUCGCCGUCUUUAAUUUAAUAACUCGUUCAAAAGCGAUCAUCGUUUACGUCCAAAAAGAGCAUCGUAUUUCGACAAAGUAGCAUUAAGCACGAUACACAAGUUUUUAUUUAACAAACUAUAUAUAUCCUUUACUUCGAGUACACUAGUACAAACUGUACUUAAACAGAUUGCGACGACAGCGUGACAGGAAUAAGCGCAUCACAGAUAUUCAUAUCGCAAUAUUAGCUACUCAGUUUCCUAAUCUCUCUCUCUCUCUCUCUCUCUCUCUCUUUCUCUGCAAUAACCAACCUCCAAAAAAGAAAAUUGAACCCUCUUUCUUCUUAAUACAAAUUUUGUAUAAACACGUUGAUUGCGUGAUAUUUAACAUUGUGAUUAAGAGAUUUUGUCGAAAAAAGCUUCGUCAAGAUAUAUAUCCAUUUUUUUUUUUUAAAUCUUAAGUAGAAUUUAAUAUAAACCUUAAAAUGUUUCUUUUAUGUGUAUACGACAAUAUAAAUCCAAAAUUGAUAAAGCAAAAUAUUUAUUAUUAUGACGUAAUACACAUUUUUCACAAUAUAAUUCCUAUAUCUGAUAUUUUCUUUCUUAGAGCAGCUGUUAAGUUUUUACACAGAUUCGUAAUUUCGUGUGAUAAAUUUAAGUGCGAUAAUUUAAUUACAUAUAUAAUAUAAAUGUAAAAAUCGGUUGCGUACGUUAAUUUCAUGGAUCUGAUUAAAUAAUAAACUGAUUAUAUUAAAUAAUAGGAAAGGUAAAAACCGAUUGCUCUAUGCCUGCGUUCCGACACAAUCGACGUUAAUGUAUUUAUAACAAUCUUUAACGCUUAAGCCCAUUUUAGAUGUUCUAUGAUUCGCGUCAGAAUUCAGGAUAACAUUCUGUUUAUAAUUUUUAUGCACUGUAUAAUGCAAAGAAACAAAGAACCCGAUAUUGUUUUACACUCGAUAUAUAUCAAUAAAGUUGGAAAAUAUAAGCAGCAAGUUUUCUAUGCAAUUAAUAAAAAGAUUACUUUUGAUUCUCUUUAAACAUAAUUAUACUUAAUGCAUAUAUAUAUAUAUAUAUAUAUAUAUAUAUAUAUAUAUAUAUAUAUGCCAAUCGUACAAAUUAUAAAGUUCUAACAAAAUUAGAAGCGACUAUUAAUUUAUUCAUCCCUUUUUAAUCUUCUCGACGUAAUAGAAAAACACAUGAAAUCAUACGGUUUCGCAAUGAAGAGUUGAGAACGUAUUUCAUUCUUAAAGAAUUAAGAAUGUAGAUCGACUAUAUAUUUUUGUUGCGUUUGUGCAGCUGUAGAUUUAUACAGCAAUUGUUUGUAAAGACUGAAACUGAGUUGUAAAUAUAGCAACAGUUAUAUAAAUUUA
Molecule: messenger RNA, 3975 nt
Organism: Solenopsis invicta (red fire ant)
Lineage: Eukaryota; Metazoa; Arthropoda; Insecta; Hymenoptera; Formicidae
Product: solute carrier family 46 member 3
Exons: 6
Coding region: 1-1665 (554 amino acids)
Biological process (GO): transmembrane transport
Cellular component (GO): membrane
Molecular function (GO): transmembrane transporter activity
Source: RefSeq, a predicted model, not a curated record